AACUUCCAACGCAACAUGCCUAAAAACUCCGGGCAGUCCGGCUAUAAGUACCCUCUGCACUGCUGCUCCAUCCCCAAGCCAGCCAGCUCUGCCUUCUCCAUCAGCAGCAAGGCCACAAGGAACACAAAGCUCACGCACAAAGCGAGCGGCCAGCGAGAGAGAAAGGAAGCAAGCAGAGGAGCAAUGGAGUACGGGUACCCCUACACCGGUUGCAGCAGCAACAAGGAGAAGAGGCCGCCGCUCAAGAGGGGACAGCUCAAGCUGCAGAUAGCCAAGACCUUGCUGGGCAGCCACGUGGUGCCGGCCGGCGCCACGAACAGGGAUCGCAGCUUCGGGAGAUAAAGCAAGCUUGGGCUCUGUUCUUAAGUGAAGCAAAAUGCAGAGAUUGUACGGUAUGGUGCUUGACGUAGGGAUUGUGCAAACUGAUGAGUUCUUUUUUAAAAAAAAAAUUGGUAGUUGUUGGUGCCAAGUUUUGCCCGAGUUCUCCCCCUUUGCUCACCUCGAGAGUUCUCAGCUCCUGGAAUGCAGCUUAGAGCUCUGUUCUUGAGUGAAGCAAUGUAGAAGAGGUGUACUAUUCCUUGUUUUUUAUGUACGGACUACGAAGUUCUAUUAGUAUGUUGCAACAUGGUUUUGUUGCUAAUUGGUCGGUUAAUUUCAGAACUGCACUGUAGUUGACUCAAUGGAUAUUUAUUCU
Phragmites australis (common reed) is the source of this 694-nucleotide messenger RNA. RefSeq lists its product as uncharacterized. NCBI's taxonomy places the organism in Eukaryota, Viridiplantae, Streptophyta, Magnoliopsida, Poales, Poaceae. The transcript has a single exon. Bases 16 to 342 code for a protein of 108 amino acids. The record is from RefSeq and is a predicted model, not a curated record.